Messenger RNA from Medioppia subpectinata, 351 nucleotides. The record is from the annotation of a GenBank genome assembly. Lineage: Eukaryota; Metazoa; Arthropoda; Arachnida; Sarcoptiformes; Oppiidae.
AUGUCACCACUGAUGGCCUCACCAUUAAUUACCCACAUUAUACUGACCGUCGGCUUAUAUUCAGUGAUCUCUGUUUCAUCUGAAUUGACAUCGGAUUCCAAAUCAUACACAGAGACAGAACUGGACUCUGAAUUGUUAUGCAAAGGCGAGUGGAAGUUCCCAAACAAAUGCAAUACAUAUAACUGUGAUUACAAAGCGAGCUGGGAGUACAUCGAUGACAACGAUGAGAUCAUGUUCACCAUCAGCACCAAGAAUAGGAACAAAUGGACGGGAAUUGGUUUCUCCGAGAAUCAGGCGAUGCCGGAGACGGACGCCAUUCUAGGCUUAGUUGAAGAGAGGUUUGAGACUUAA